Pseudocercospora fijiensis CIRAD86 is the source of this 1737-nucleotide messenger RNA. RefSeq lists its product as uncharacterized. The record is from RefSeq and is a predicted model, not a curated record. Bases 1 to 1737 code for a protein of 578 amino acids. NCBI's taxonomy places the organism in Eukaryota, Fungi, Ascomycota, Dothideomycetes, Mycosphaerellales, Mycosphaerellaceae. Gene Ontology annotation, molecular function: protein binding. The transcript has 2 exons.
AUGGCACGCUCUCCGAAGACGAAUCUACUCGAGCUGCCAGUAGAACUCAUCGCUUUGAUCUUCACUUAUCUCGAUGAUGAAGAUGUCUUCGCUGGCCGGCUCGCGAACAAAGCUCUUGAAGAAGCCUCAUUUGCUCUUUUCGGCAAGCGUUUCUUCCGCAAGAAAGGCUUUAUGGUCACUAGCCUCGCUCUUGAAUGCCUUCGAUCCAUAGCAGACCACCAGAAGCUGAGAAAGUACAUCCAGCACAUUUGGUUCAAUCCGGACUGCUUCACUUUUGCCCGACCAGAAUGUGCUCCGGACGAUGAGGAUUCUGAUAUGGAUGAUGCCGACGAGCUGAUCACCCCAUUCGAGAGAGAUCCAGAGGCUCCCGUUGGAGAAUUUGACAAGCUUGCCAGGCAGUAUGAAGCUUAUCGACAAGUCAUGCGAGACCACGCGCAGCUUUUGCAUACAAACAAGCUCGAAACCACACUUGCCGCCAUCAUGGGGAAAUUGCCCAACAUUACCACAAUAGGCAUGCGGAGAAGCGAAGAAUACAGCCCGUAUGGCUGGUCUAUACUUCAAGACGCUGUUGGAGAGGAUCCGCGAGUGCUCGGGCCCAUACCAUCUGGGCCUGUCUACAGCUUAUCUGGGCCCACGAAUCUCUUCAUUGCCAUCAUAAAGGCGACUGCCAACGCGAAAGUCAGCUUGGAGAGACUGUAUACGGAUGCGAUUGAGAUAGACAAUGUUCGAGACGACUUGCCGCAUGGGCUGUCUCAAGCAACACUCGAUGCGGCGUGCAGCUCGGUCCUGUAUAUCGAGCUGAAUGCUGUCAAAGGUUGGCUCAACACCAGAUGGGAACUGGCCUCACAACCAUACAACACGCUCCGUCGACCGGAAGACUUCGGAUCUGGCCUGACGAGACUACUGAAGGCGACUUGCAAUCUGAAAGAGCUCGGCCUACAGAUCUUCCCAGACAGGAAACAAUCACAUUUACUAGCCCCUAGCGCACGAAAUCCAGACAGCUGGCGCUUGAGCUAUCCCUACGUCGCGCUGCAAAGGCUCUCCUCAGCUGUGUCUCUUUCGAAUCUGACACGCGUGAAGCUGGAGAAAGUCACUACCACGUCGGCCACGCUUAAGGCGUUUCUAAUGCCAUGUGCGAAGAACCUCGAAAGUCUCAAAAUUAGAGACGUUCGACUUUUGUCGUCGGCCCAAACAUCUCCGACCAACCCUGCGGUCUUCGCGACAUACAGUGAAGACGAAGAACGACCAUGGCAAACAUUCUUCUCUUUCCUGCUUGGCUCAUGCCCGGGACUUUCGUACAUACUCUUUCACCAUUUGAUGCACGCCCGCGGAACAAUCUUGUUCACAGAAGAAACCCCACCUCCUAUGCCUGCGGAAGAACUAGAUUUCCUGAUCAAUCAUGUACCGCCCUCUUAUGGUGAAUCCGGCUUGUUUACAAAGUCGUCAGCCGAGAAGGGGGAGCCUUUGAAGAGUUUCGAGGAUCUAACAGUCGAACUCGUCGAAGAAGACCAAAUUCUGGUUCAAGCAAAUUCAGUCGCAGGCCAAACUCAAUACGCAUUCUUCUCCAUCAAAGACGGUGUCAAAGACCACGGACCAAGAAGCGCAUACCCGAAAAUCGCCGAAUGCGCAGUGGCACUCUUUGAAUCCAUCUACAACGAAGCCGUCCGGAUCUUCUGCGGCAAGAACAAAUGGAUCUUCUACGUCGGCGGCGACGCUCCACAGAUCUUGAGGCUCUAA